AUGAGCAUGCACAAUCACUCUUCUUCCGCAACAACUCAAUCAAAUCGAUGGGUGAUCAGGAGGCGUGCUCUCCCCGCCCUUUUGGCCAAUUCCCACGUAGCUGCUUGCCCAAUUUGUCUCUCUCACCGAGAGCAAUCAAAGGAUGCACCUUUGCAGUCAUCUACCCCAUCAUUCAAUGACGAGUCCGAUCUUUUGGUCCGACCGACAAGUGAUAUCAGUGAUGUCAUCAUUCGAUUGUCUAUCUCCACUUCAGGUGAAAUAAACACCUUAUCAACGUUUGGUACUGCUUCAAUCGCCAUACAAGGCGAUGAGCUUCAUUCAAGACUCUCCUCAUCGAGUUCAUUUGGAUACCUGGGUACAAGCCCAGAAUGCCAUAUUUUGUCUUCGAGUGCAACAGACAUCACCUCAUAUUGGAGAUCUACCAUGGCGGUCACGUCGACGGAAAGUUUAUCACCAACGUCCUUGUCGUCUCCUGACGCCCUGAUGCACAAUCUGGACACAUCGAAUGGGUUAUCCACUCUCACAAUCGCUGUCCUGGUCCUAGUAGUGGUAUUUAUCUUUGCAUUAUUUACUUGUUUAUUCAGGCAGAUUCACUGUCGUUUGACUAUGGCACCUCGGAAUUGUGACGGUCGUCGGAGAGGAACACAGCCCCUGUGGAUCCAAGGCUCUCUGAGCUGUAUCAAAACAUCCUUCCGAAAUAUUUUCUGA
Messenger RNA from Heterobasidion irregulare TC 32-1, 708 nucleotides. RefSeq lists its product as uncharacterized. The record is from RefSeq and is a predicted model, not a curated record. Lineage: Eukaryota; Fungi; Basidiomycota; Agaricomycetes; Russulales; Bondarzewiaceae. Bases 1 to 708 code for a protein of 235 amino acids. The transcript is spliced from 4 exons.